AUGUGCAAUGCAUCUCGCUUUCCACUAAGCAAAAUGAUACCUGUAUUAUGCCUUAGGAAUUAUUCAGAUACACCGAGGAGCGACAGUAAGAAAGCUGUCGUCAAAGUACAAGGAACAGAUACCGAGCAGCGCCUUCGCGUGCGUCUGGCCCGCCCGUCGGAUGUGCCGCGAGUGUUAAAAUUCGUUCGCGAGCACAUUCGUGUUUGGCCUGGUCCGCUUGCGCCUAAUAAUCUAGUUCUAGACGAUUAUAUUGCUAGGACUUUAGCUCAGGGUCAUUCAAUGCUAGCAGAGCAAACUCCCAAUGCCACCCGUUCCGAAAUCCUUGGCCUAGCACUCGUCGGAGCUAUAUGUUCCUGGGAUGCCAAUAUACUAGAGCAAUGGGCGAGCUGUAUACGCUGUAGGCGUUCCAAACGUCUGGUGAACUUCACAGCACACUGUCUGAGGGCGCCGAAGUUACAUGAGAAUUAUGGUGUAGAUAGGAUACUGCAGGUGACCCUAAUAGUACCGCCAGACAAGCCGAAGAGUGCAGAAAUAGCGCAAGCUUUAGCCAAGAAUGCCAUCAAACGUGGGAAGGAAACCGGGUUUCCGCUGGUACGGUUUGACGUCACUAAAGAUGCUGAUGCAAAAUCUUUGGAAGAACUUAACCUGAAGAAGGAAUGGUUUGUUUCAUACAAGAUCAUAGACGUUGCCCUAAAGGAGGACGCUCAAGGAUGCAAAGAGGACAGCAAAAAGGAUGAAACAAGUAACGACUCUUCUGGCAACUACGUAUCUGUAUACACCGCCAAGCCCUGAGUCACAGAUGACCCCCGAUGGAGUACGCAAAUUAACCUAGAGUCAGCAAGGAUAUCUACAGCAAUUCACAACGAAAUAUCUGCGUUAAUGAAUAGCCACCAAUUAUUUGGUGGCUUUGUGACGGUUUGCUAAUAAAUACCUUUUGUAUAA
Cydia strobilella is the source of this 942-nucleotide messenger RNA. RefSeq lists its product as uncharacterized. The transcript is spliced from 7 exons. Lineage: Eukaryota; Metazoa; Arthropoda; Insecta; Lepidoptera; Tortricidae. The coding region runs from base 1 to 792 and encodes 263 amino acids. The record is from RefSeq and is a predicted model, not a curated record.